AUGAACAAUCCGAUGAUGGAAUUACCAUUGGUGAUUAAUAGUCUAAUAGCCACAGAUUCGACAUAUAUUGACCAACUUUCAGCAGAGGAAUAUUUCGCCGAAGACGUCGAAUUUCGACAUCCAUUGGUCGCGGUGAACAGUGGCGUGAAUUCCCGUGAGAAUAUGUUAUUGGUCUACAAGUAUUCAAAAGGUCUUACAUGGAGUAAUCGUAUAGAAGUGCAUCAUAUUUGGUUUGACGAAUCAAAACAAAUUGGCUUGGUACAAUACACACAACACAUCCGACCAUUAUUGUUUCCAUACUUGAGUGUCACAAUGAAAACAAUUACGCAAUUGGAAUUCACAAGAAGUGCCAACAAGAAAUGGUUAAUUUCGCGUAUCGAAGACGUAAUCCCAAACGAAGAUCUAUUGAACGCGGUGAUCCCACAUUCGCGUCCUUUCGUAAAUUAUUUUAAGGCGUUGGGAGGACUGGCUGCCGUUGGAAUUGGCAAUAUUUUUGAAAAAGUGGGGUGGUGUUAA
Messenger RNA from Ambispora leptoticha, 516 nucleotides. The record is from the annotation of a GenBank genome assembly. NCBI's taxonomy places the organism in Eukaryota, Fungi, Glomeromycota, Glomeromycetes, Archaeosporales, Ambisporaceae.